This is a messenger RNA of Miscanthus lutarioriparius, 1050 nucleotides long. The record is from the annotation of a GenBank genome assembly. Lineage: Eukaryota; Viridiplantae; Streptophyta; Magnoliopsida; Poales; Poaceae.
AUGAGCGGCUUCUUGGCGGUGGUCGGCAAGAUCGGCACUUUCCUGCUGUGGGUGCUGUUCCUGGUCUUGCAGACCGCCACCAGGAUCGUCGGCAGCCUCCUUGCCAGCCCAGCUGAGCAGCAGGAGGACCACCAUCAGGAGUUCGCGGCGGGACGGCACAGGUCGCCGCCAGCCUCCCCACAUCGCGAACUUUACGAGCCGGCGUCUGCGCCGCCGGCGCAGCUAUUGGACCCGCCGCCGCUUCCGUACCUUGCUUUUGCUCCCGCUGCGGAUGGGAACUCGUCCUCUAGCUUCCGGCGGCGAGCCAGUGCGCCGCUGGCCCGAGCGGAUGAAGACGCUGUGGUGUCAUCGAGCGCUUACUCGCGUCCCACGGUGGCGGUGGCUCAUACAAAUUCUGUGUCAGCGACACCACUGAGGACAAUCGAGACGCGGGCGAUGCCAUCGAGGCUGGCGACAGCCGGGGGUAAGCGGCCGAGGCUCGAGAGGAAGUACUCCAAGAUUGUUGACCAGUACCGAUCCUUGGAUGAGGUUAUUGAAGCAUUAGCACAAGCCGGUCUUGAGUCUUCUAAUUUAAUCAUAGGAAUUGAUUUCACAAAGAGUAAUGAAUGGACAGGAAAGAAAUCCUUCAAUGGCAUGAGCCUACACAAUAUCAGUGACAACCCAAAUCCUUAUGAACAGGCAAUAUCCAUCAUUGGGAAAACCUUAUCUGCUUUUGACGAGGAUAAUUUAAUUCCUUGCUUUGGUUUUGGAGAUGCGUCUACUCAUGACCAAGAUGUAUUUGCCUUCUAUCCUGACGAAAGACCAUGCAAUGGUUUUCAAGAAGCUUUAGCUCGAUACAGAGAGAUUGUACCUCACCUUCGCCUUUCUGGUCCUACAUCAUUCGCCCCAAUAAUUGAAAUGGCCACAACCAUUGUGGAGCAAAGUGGUGGCCAAUACCAUGUUUUAGUAAUUAUUGCUGAUGGGCAGGUCACAAGAAGUGUAGAUACUGAAUUUGGUCAGUUAAGCACCCAGGAGCAAAUGACAGUUGAUGCUAUUGUACAAGCAAGGUAA